This is a messenger RNA of Pelagomonas calceolata, 2170 nucleotides long. Lineage: Eukaryota; Pelagophyceae; Pelagomonadales; Pelagomonadaceae. The record is from the annotation of a GenBank genome assembly.
GCACCGGCCAUUUUAGCAGCACUCCAGGCGCCGUGUUGCACCGAGCGGUCAAAGACAGCGCGUAAAACGAGCACUUGUACCACGCUCGCGCAUCGCGAGAGAUCCAGGCCGCGCGCGAGCUGCAGCGCGAGUUCGCGGCCGGGCAUUCAAAUGUCGCCCGGAGCAGUGCUCGGCCGCGGCGGCGCGGCGACGCCUCGCGCAGCGCCCACACACCCACGCCUCACGCCCGACGCCGCCGCAGGUCCGGCAACGCCGCACUAAAUGGCCACGCCCGUGACGCCCGCCGCCGCGACGCCAGGAGCCGCCGCCGCGGCGCCCCAGCGCCAGAUGAAGUACAUCGUCGUGACGGGCGGCGUCGUGAGCGGCCUGGGCAAGGGUAUCACGAUUUCGUCCAUUGGUAGAUUGCUCAAGGCCAAUGGGUUGCGCGUCACAUCGAUCAAGAUCGACCCCUACCUAAACACGGACGCGGGCACGAUGAGCCCCUUCGAGCACGGCGAGACCUUUGUCUUAGAUGAUGGUGGCGAGACCGAUUUGGACCUGGGCAACUACGAGCGCUUUUUGGACUUGGCUCUGACGCGGGACCACAACAUCACGACGGGCAAGGUCUACGCCAAGGUCAUCGAGCGGGAGCGCAAGGGCGACUACCUGGGCAAGACGGUCCAGGUCGUGCCCCACGUGACGAACGAGAUCCAGGAGUGGAUCGAAAAAGUUGCGCGCGUGCCGACCGACGGCCGGCCCGGCGCGCCGGACGUGUGUUUAGUUGAAGUGGGCGGCACGGUCGGCGACAUCGAGUCUGCCGUGUUCUUGGAGGCUCUCCGGCAGUUCCAGUUCCAGGUGAAGCGCGAGAACUUUUGUCUCGUGCACGUCUCGCUGGUGCCGUGUCUAGGUGUGGUCGGCGAGCAAAAAACGAAGCCGACGCAGCACGGCGUCAAGGAGUUGAGAGGAUUGGGCCUGUCGCCGGACGUCAUCGUCUGCCGCGGCGAGUCCGAGCUCGAGGAGGCCACGCGGAAGAAACUCGGCAUCUUUUGCCACGUCGACCCGUCGCGCGUCCUCAGCGUGCACGACGUGCCGAACAUCUACCACGUCCCGCUCAUGCUCGAGAAGCAGGGCAUGGACGAGAUUUUGAGGAACCGCCUCGAACUAACAAGGGACUGCGGCAUGGCCGCGCAGCGGGAAGGCCGCUGCGACCUCGCGGCCUGGCGCGCCAUGGCGGAAUCGAUCGAGACCUUCACUGAGGCCGUGACCAUCGCGCUCGUUGGCAAGUAUACCAAUUUACAAGAUGCCUACUUGUCGGUCUACAAGGCUCUCAAACAUUCGUCGAUCGAGUGCGGAAGACGCCUAGACCUCGAGUACGUGGACUCGGAGAAGCUCGAGCCGGGCGCCGAGGGCGGCGAGGAGGCCUGGGAGAAGGUCAAGAACGCCGACGGCGUCGUCGUGCCCGGCGGCUUUGGGGUACGGGGCGUCGAGGGCAUGAUCGCGUGCGCCAAGUUCUGUCGCGAGCAGAAGAAGCCCUACCUCGGCGUCUGCCUGGGCAUGCAGGUCGCCGUCGUCGAGUACGCCCGCAACAAGCUGGGCUGGGCCGGCGCGCACUCGACGGAGUUCGACAAGGAGUGCGAGAAGCCGACCGUCAUCUUCAUGCCGGAGGCCCUCGGCGAGAAGGGCGAGAUGGGCGGCACGAUGCGCCUGGGCGCGCGCGACACGAUCAUCCACGAGGACGCCUGGACGAAGAAGGGCGAGGCGUCGAUCGCGUCCUUGGUCUACCGCGGCGCGGCCUCCGUGCCGGAGCGCCACCGGCACCGCUACGAGGUGAACCCCGACGUCGUGCCCGAGCUGGAAAAGGCGGGCCUCCGCUUCGUCGGCAAGGACGACACGAACACGCGCAUGGAGAUCGUCGAGCUGCCGCGCACGGCGCACCCGUUCUACUUCGCGGCCCAAUUCCACCCGGAGUUCAAGAGCCGGCCGCAGAACCCGAGCCCGCCCUUCUUCGGCUUCGUCCUCGCCGCGGCGAAGAUGUUCCCGGCGGGCCUCGCGAAGCGCAAGGCCGCGGCCGCGCCGGGCGCGUCCAAAAAGAUGAGGAAGUAGGACGUGUUGUCCUCCCCCGCUCUCGCACUUGCUAGGUCCUGUCCGCAAUUAAGAAACCUAUUUAAAUCGCACAAAACAGUCGUUACAU